UUGGGUGAUAUUAUAUUCGUGAGCUCCCCCUCUCCCUCCCCCCCUCUCUCCCUCUGCAUGCUCUCAUCUCGUCCUGCAGGAAUAGACUCUCUUCCUCCGCCGCUGCAGCCUGACUCUGACAAAAACCCCGGCAUGUCUGCAAACUGAGCGCCGCACAGGAAGACACAAUCCCUCCUUCAAGACGCACAACUUGUGAUUUCUUUCCCCGCGCUGAGGCAGAAGAAGGAGAGUGGUUAUAACACCGCGACGAUAAGCUGCUUUUUUCUUUCUUUCUUGGAGGGGACAAAGACUUGGAGAAGCAUCAAAACAAGGUCUGUCCCUGAUAACGUGACCACUGAAGGAAGAGAACACAGAACUGCUUCAUCAUGAAUUUUGUAAUGAAAGCUGCGAUGGGAGGAGGUCCUCCUGAUGUGGGCAAAAUGCUGGGUGGGGAGGAGAAGGAGGAGGACCCCGACGCAGCCAAGAAAGAGGAAGAGCGACAGGAGGCGCUGAGGCAGCAGGAGGAGGAGAGGAAGGCCAAAUAUGCCAAGAUGGAGGCUGAGAGGGAAAACAUGAGGCAAGGCAUCAGGGAUAAGUAUGGCUUGAAAAAGCGAGAGGAGGCCGAGGCCGAGGCAGCAGCCACCGCGGAAGAGCCCGCCGCCGGCAGCUUGACCCGACCUAAGAAGGCCGUGCCGGCCGGUUGCGGGGACGAGGAGGAAGAGGAAAGCAUCAUGGACACAGUGAUGAAAUACCUGCCAGGCCCGCUGCAAGAUAUGCUGAAGAAGUAGGCUGGCUCACUAGCCAAUGCUAACGUUAUCUAGCUUAGUUCACAGGUUACACUCACAAGGUUGGCUUAAAUCAUUUGUUUCACCCACAUGACAGAUAUGAACUUUGCUCUGCAAGUACAUCAAAUAAAGUUUAAUCCAAUGUGGUCUUUUUGGUGUUUGGAACGAAUCACAGUUUUAUGGCGGGUAAAAUGAUUCAGAUGUGAACCAGCAGUGUGAAUUGUAGCCAUUGGACUAAGCUGGGUUGAUCCAAAGGCCAGGUGAACGUUAGCGUGACUGACGUUAACGUGAGCUAUGUUACACUACUGAAGCUGAUGGCAAGCAGAGGGGCUAAAAACACUAUGUUAGACGGUUUAUCCUUCUAGUCCGAGACGUUUUAAACUCCUUUUUCUCUCCUCUGUGACGGCUGCAGAGCUCCAUCGCAGCACUGAAAAAUAAUAUUCCUGUCCACUCAAUUUGUACAUAAAUAAAUACAUUACAAGCCUCAAGGUAGGCAAACAAUCAUAAAAUAUUAUAUUAAAUUAUUAUAAUAACUGUGUGUCUGUCUCUAAAAUAAUUUAAAAAAAAGAUGUAAUAACUUGAUAAGCCAUAUUUUAAAAAGGAAAUUAAGACUACUGUUGUGUGCUCCUAAAGCUACUGUUGUGUGUUCGACCAUGUCUGAAAUUUAUGUAAAACUUUUUGCACACCGUGUUACACAUUCUCUGUCAGACCUGUCGUCUAUCUUGCCUACGCGCUCCCUCUCAAUGCCCAACAUCGAAGUGUAAUGACCUUCAUGCAGUAUAGUGUUUAAAAAUGUUUCUAUUCCCCUGUUCAGUGUGUCUCCUUCUUAUGUCUUGCAUGCCAUUUGUCUGGACAAGUUUGUUGUGUGAAUAUGUACCAACUCACCACCCCUUUGCCCCUUUUAUCCUCUUCUUUAUCAUGCAAAAAAUAUUAUGGCAAUAACUCCUAAGUUUGAGUGUGUUUUCACUACCAUGUCAAUAUAAUCGUUAAUAAUAUCAGUAAUAAUAAUAAAAAAAAAGGAUAUGUAUGCAUUCAGGAAACUUGAUUUACAGUUUUGCAGGGUUUUCUUUUUGUUGUUGUCUCGUUGUUUUGAUGAAGAAUGAACGUGUAGCCGUUCAUACAACAGCCAAAACCUUAAGCUUUCAGCCAUAAAACACAAACUUACAGUAUAUAUACUCUUACUAUCAGGAUCUACUACUAGGGAGAGAAUAUUGAAUGAAUCUGUAUGAAUAAAUAAGAUAUAUGUAUUUAUGAUUUUGAAGCUAUAACAAGCAGUAUUAACUUGAAAGGAUUUAGCAUCAUGUGAAGAUUUGCGAGAAAGAGACCACACACACACACACACACACACACACACACACACACACAGACACAAACACACAGUGAAGUUAAUACUGCAGUUUGGCUACUGAUCUACUGUUUGUGUUUUAAAAGAAGAUGUGAAGUAAUGCUUUAUUCAGUUAUUGUUGGUUUAGGUGUGAGAAUGAGCCGCCAAGGGUGACGUGGAAUGCCAUGAGCAAUAAAGGAUUAUCAUGUAUGUUUCUGCCUGAGAUUCAAUAAAAACUUAAAAACCUUGUUCACAGA
Larimichthys crocea (large yellow croaker) is the source of this 2345-nucleotide messenger RNA. It is a transcript of the gene cplx2a, whose product is annotated as complexin 2a. Bases 366 to 767 code for a protein of 133 amino acids. NCBI's taxonomy places the organism in Eukaryota, Metazoa, Chordata, Actinopteri, Sciaenidae. Gene Ontology annotation, biological process: synaptic vesicle exocytosis; neurotransmitter transport; regulation of neurotransmitter secretion. Gene Ontology annotation, cellular component: terminal bouton; SNARE complex. Gene Ontology annotation, molecular function: syntaxin binding. The transcript is spliced from 4 exons. The record is from RefSeq and is a predicted model, not a curated record.